AUGAAGCCAAGUUCCCUUCCUUUUCACCAUGUCGUCAAAGGAGAUUUUAGAAACUACAAGAAGCUUGCACAUCAGCUAGACCAAGGACAUUUUGAUGGUCUAAGGUCCAAGUCACGUAAGAAGAACCGUGCCCCCUUCCCUUGGUCUGAAGAGCAGCGUGCUUGGAUGAAAGGUCAUGUUGACCCUUACCUUGAGCUUGACCUGAAGAAACACGACAUGUGGUCCAAGCAGAAAGUGGAGGAUCUUGUCAACAAGUGGCGGUUCGCCAAUGCUGGAGACACUCAUCAGUGCUUCAUCAAAUACCUUCAGAAUGCUCUAGCCCGCUCGAGGACAUCUCAGAAGCAACCACCCAUCAUCAAGUUUCCCAGAAAGCAUGCGGAGAAUGCAGCUGACUUGUGGGCCAAGGCUCCAGAGAACAAGAUACUCCUUGACACCGCUGUUGCAGAGAAACAUGGGGAUGCAUUGACCAAGAACAAUGUUGGCAUCCGAUCCACACUGAAAGCAGCAAUGUUCAAAGCACUAUCGUCUAAAGAGCAGGAGCAAUGGGAGAAGAAGGCAUCAGAGCUGAAGGAAGUCUCUGCUGAAGAUAAGGUCAAGUCUAUCUGGGAGAACCAGGAAAUUAUGGCAGAUACUCUUGUCGCCACCCUUGAGGGUUCAAUUGGUAUGGGCAAAAAUCAAGUUGGGGAUGCGACGUACCACGUCCAGAUGGCGUAUCUUGAUAAAGAGGGUAAUGUUCAAUCGACAAGUAUUUGUUGUGGCAUCAUGCUCGAUGACAAAGCAUUCAAAGAUGUUGAGCCUGAAACAUACACAAGUCUUAGCAAGGCCUGGAUCAAGUACGCAACUGAGGCGUUGUUCCAAAACGACCUACAUGUGCACCCCAAUAAUGAGUUUGCCAUCACGCUUGCCAAAGACUCAACCAGAAAUCCCAUCCUCCCACAGUACGAUGACUCAUGGGUACGAUCUCAUUGUGCUGAGGUUUUAGGACAUUAUUUGGAGGGGGUGUGGAAAUCAACAGGAUCGACUGAAGUGAUACCUUGGUCUUCACUUCAAGAAGACCCUUCCCAUUGGAUCAUUGAUCCUGCAGCCGUACCCAAGACCCCGAUUGAUGAUCCUUGUGUCAUCAAGGGAACAACUAUAUUCAAACUCUACGAUGAGCUGUACGACCUCCAAGAGAGAUGCAUUCCCAUUCGGUUCAGAAAUCAAGAACUCAUGCCUCCCCCAUCUACCACUUCCACUCCUGAGGUGGCGGCAUCGAGCCCAACCAGGCCUUCAACACCAAAAGUUCUGCCCCCAACCCAGUGUUCCCAAAGAGAGUCGACCCCAAACCAGCCUUCUACACUGACGUCAUCGACCUCAACCCAGCCUUCCACUCUGAAGCCAUCGGCCACAACUCUGUCUUCCACUCCAAAGUCAUUGACGCCAACCCUGUCUUCAACUCUGAAGGCCUCAACCCCAAACCCACCUUCCACUCCAAAGACCUUAACCCCAAACCCACCUUCCACUCCUAAGUUGUCGACCCUAACCCAGCCAUCCACUCUGAAGGUGUCGACCCAUACCCAGCCUUCCACUUCAACGGCAUCAACGAGCCUAGUCCCUUCCACUCCAAAGGCAGCAACCCAACCCCCACCUUUCACUCUGGAGGCGUUGACCCCACUCGCACCUUCUCCAGAGGCUCCACCCCUGCCCCCCUCUCCCAACGCAUCGACAACGCCACCCCCGAAUUCUACUCUGAAUCAGCCAACGUCCACUCCUGAGAUGCCGGAACAUCCUUUGAAAGGAUGGGGUGUUCGAAAGCAGGCUACUGUGACAACAAAGGGGAAGAAGAAACAAGCUGUUAAUCUCGGGCUGGGGCAAGAGGACCCACCUCCGUCUCGGAAACGCAAAACAACUGAUAAUCAAACCAUGGAGUCUGCCCCUCCUGUCAAGAAAAGCCACCGUUUGUUGCAUGCAUCAUAUGUUCAUCCCAGAUCUCUCUGGCACACAUCUAACAUGUGUCUUGACAGACCUGAGAAAGUUCAGAUGACAGGAAGGUGGUAG
Messenger RNA from Laccaria bicolor S238N-H82, 2037 nucleotides. RefSeq lists its product as uncharacterized. NCBI's taxonomy places the organism in Eukaryota, Fungi, Basidiomycota, Agaricomycetes, Agaricales, Hydnangiaceae. The record is from RefSeq and is a predicted model, not a curated record. Bases 1 to 2037 code for a protein of 678 amino acids. The transcript has 8 exons.